AUGUCUGACUUCGACUCCAUGCUGGUGCUUUCCCCAUGCCUGCUGACGUCCACGGUUGUUCCCGGCAAGACCCUCCCAUUUGGAGAAACCACCACCCGAGAACUCCCGACUCCCGAUCAGCUCAAAGUGAUGUUGCCGAAUCUUGUUGAGACAAAAACCGUCGAAUACGCGUCCUUGGAGGCCUUUGUGAGCCGGUACCUCGGUGACGACACUGUCCCCACGAUGCUACACUUUCUUGUGUACCUUUAUGCCCAAAACUGGAACCAUGAUAUGGGUGCUGUCAGCGACAUCAAACUACUCCAUAUGGGCAAGCAGUACCGUCUAACGCGGCUCAUGGACAUCCACAACGCCCAUCCCACGGUCCUGAGCGUGGCUUCCCGUUUUCCAAAUUUCCAGCUUUUCGUGACUCCAGACCAGGUUGUGCCUGCUGUGACGCUACCAGUGGAAGAGCUUAUGGCGAGAUCCCUGGCAUCAAAAACCCCUGAAGAGGAGAUCCCAGUCACUUACGCUGAUGCCAUGAUACGGAUGAUUAGAAGAGCGCUGCAUCGUAAGCUGUCUGUGGCUCUGGCAGGCUCUGGAAGCACUGUCAGCAGAACAAGCUCUUCUUCAAGCGAGCACUCAAGAAAAAGAAGCAAGUUGAAGCAGGGUUUGAGAAAAGUGGUUAACUGUGUUACUGUGAGUGCCCGUUGA
Molecule: messenger RNA, 690 nt
Organism: Candidozyma duobushaemuli
Lineage: Eukaryota; Fungi; Ascomycota; Pichiomycetes; Serinales; Metschnikowiaceae
Exons: 1
Coding region: 1-690 (229 amino acids)
Source: RefSeq, a predicted model, not a curated record